UAAAGUGGGCGCGGCUGAUGCAGUUGGCAGCUCUCUCUUGGCUCGCGAGGCCCAGCUUCCCCUUCUCAGUACAAGCACGUCCGCGUCUUUACGCACGUUUCCAGCGAAGCGCAAAUUGAUUCUCUCAAACCCGAUACAUUAGAAACAUUUCAGCCUUUGAAGGACUUAGAAAGCCGCCACGAUGGUCCUCGCAACGGUUAUGAAACAGCUGAAACACCACCCAGCGUUGAUCCCCCUGUUCAUUUUCAUCGGUGGUGGAACCACAAUGUCCGCGCUGUACCUCGGACGCCUGGCCACCAAGAACCCAGAGUGCUCCUGGGAUCGUAAGAACAACCCCGAGCCCUGGAACAACGUCGCACCCGACCACCAGUACAAACUGUUCACCGUGAACAUGGACUACUCCAAACUGAAGAAGGACAGGCCCGACUUCUAAGCUGUACACCACAUGGCCGAUGGGAGAUCCCCCUCCACCUGCUCUUACCACCUGAAUCGCUCGAAUCAGUGAUGCUGUACACCGCAUCUCAAUACUAUUACAUCAUGGAAAAGGAGGACUUUGAGACAGAUGGACACUUUUGUUUUGACUAAGAGGCUUGGCCCAUCUCACUCACACACCAUCUCUUAUCAACUGUAUAACGCGCGCACACACACACACACAAACACACCUGGACACAUGUAGUGUAACAUGUUUCAUCAUGCAUCAACUCAGUCCGCAUUCCCAAAUAAUCUCUUCUCCUCGCUCUGGUUGCCUUGUCCUCAGAUGAGUAAGUUAAUAAUUUGCUCGGAGGCGCAAGGCAACCUCCUACGUGAUCCUAAUGGGAGAAGUGUUUCUAGUGUGCUAUUUUAAUUAUCGUUCCCACGUGAACUUUGACCCCCCAUGAUGUAAUGUAAACUAUUAAUAACAUGAUGUAAAGAAAACAUAUUUUAAUCA
This is a messenger RNA of Engraulis encrasicolus (European anchovy), 928 nucleotides long. Its product is annotated as cytochrome c oxidase subunit NDUFA4. NCBI's taxonomy places the organism in Eukaryota, Metazoa, Chordata, Actinopteri, Clupeiformes, Engraulidae. Bases 182 to 433 code for a protein of 83 amino acids. The record is from RefSeq and is a predicted model, not a curated record. The transcript has 4 exons.